CACAGUGGAGCAGAGAGGGGACGAUGGCAGGGGCUUGGAGGGCACUGGUGCUGGUGGUAGGCUUGGCAGCCGUGGCCUGUGUGGCCCAGCGCAGUCUGAGCUAUGAAGAGAUUGUAAACCACGCUUUGCGGUUCUUCAAUUACGGGCGGCGAGGACAGCGCCUCUUUGGCCUGCUGGAAGCCAUUCCACCGCCGCUUACUUUGAACACGACCACAACUAUCCCGCUUAACUUCAGGAUUAAAGAGACCGUGUGCUUUUCAACCUGGCUCCGCAGACAGCCCCGAGGAUGUGCCUUCAGGGAGGGCGGGGAGGAGCGAAACUGCACCGGCAACUACUUCAGGCUGCGUCACGUCCGCCUCCUGUCGGUCGACUGCCCCCAGGACAGCGAGCGCGAGCGCGAGCGCGAGCCCGGGCCGGCGGUACAGGUCCCCGGGGUGAGGCGUCCUGCUGAGGUGCCUGAAGAAGCCACUCUGGAGAGUGACAGCUACAAAUUGCCACCGGUGGUCAGGGACCAGUAAGAGAGGGCCAAGUAUGACAUCAUCGCCAACAUCCUGAGGAGUUUCUAGGGCUGGAGAAGGACCGGAGACCCUGCAUUCUCACCACGACCUCCUCUUCCCGCCUGUCCCCUUCCUCUGCUGCCCUCAGCACCCCCUCUCCUGCAGAGGCAGAGCCCAUUUGUACACCUUGCCUGGAAUUCCUGCCUAUCUUGUGUCUGUAAAUCCUACUCAUCCUUCAAGGCGCAGCUGCAAAGUCACCUCCUCUAGGAAGCCUCUCUGCUCCUCCCUGGGCAGAACUGUCUUUCCCUCAUCUGUGCACUCACAAUCCUCAAACCACGGUGGCAAUACCUGCUGUGUCCCCUGCUACACAGCACUGUGUCUACUCAAUAGCUGGGCCCUCCUGAGCCAGCUGAAGGUGGCUGGUGAAUGAGUUUCUCAGCAAGGUGCUCCCAGAAUGCUGGGAAGGCAGUUCCUUCUGUGCAGGAUACUGAGCUCCCCUGUUCCCUGCCUACUGUGACAACUAAAUUCAUAUAUCCAGGCACCUCUAAGGGGGGGGGGGGUCAUUUCACCCUCUGGUGAGAGCCACAGGAGAGAAAUUCAAUAAAAUGUUUCUGAAGUAAA
This is a messenger RNA of Camelus dromedarius (Arabian camel), 1118 nucleotides long. Its product is annotated as 15 kDa protein B. The record is from RefSeq and is a predicted model, not a curated record. The coding region runs from base 24 to 518 and encodes 164 amino acids. NCBI's taxonomy places the organism in Eukaryota, Metazoa, Chordata, Mammalia, Artiodactyla, Camelidae. Gene Ontology annotation, cellular component: extracellular region. Gene Ontology annotation, molecular function: cysteine-type endopeptidase inhibitor activity. The transcript is spliced from 4 exons. Gene Ontology annotation, biological process: defense response.